Messenger RNA from Ruditapes philippinarum (Manila clam), 1446 nucleotides. Its product is annotated as nuclear transcription factor Y subunit gamma-like. The record is from RefSeq and is a predicted model, not a curated record. NCBI's taxonomy places the organism in Eukaryota, Metazoa, Mollusca, Bivalvia, Venerida, Veneridae. The transcript has 11 exons. Gene Ontology annotation, cellular component: nucleus; CCAAT-binding factor complex. Gene Ontology annotation, biological process: regulation of DNA-templated transcription. Bases 149 to 1180 code for a protein of 343 amino acids. Gene Ontology annotation, molecular function: DNA binding; DNA-binding transcription activator activity, RNA polymerase II-specific; protein heterodimerization activity.
CCGGAAGCUAACACAGUAUUGAUGAAAUGCGCAUGCGUUAAAAAUAAUAUUUAGAGAAGAUCUUGACAAAAGCCGCCAUUAUUAACACAAGACGGGCUGUUGUUCAAAUUGGUUAAAGAUACAGAAAGGCAGUUGAAACUUGUUCACAAUGUCCGAUCCACCAUUUUCUACAAGUGUUCCUGGUGCUGGGGUGUCAACUGAAGCUGCUAAUAUGUUACAGAACUUUUGGCCGAAGGUUUCCAGUGAUAUUAGUAAUAUCAAGAAUGAUCAUUUUAGACAACAAGAGCUACCAUUAGCUAGAAUAAAGAAGAUUAUGAAACUUGAUGAAGAUGUGAAGAUGAUUAGUGCAGAAGCACCUGUAUUAUUCUCAAAAGCAUGUGAGAUUUUUAUCAGUGAAUUGUCACUAAGAGCUUGGAUCCACACAGAGGAUAACAAACGAAGAACUUUACAAAGAAAUGACAUAGCCAUGGCAAUCACAAAAUUUGACCAGUUCGAUUUCCUCAUUGAUAUUGUUCCAAGAGAAGACAUAAAACCAGCAAAAAGACAGGAUGAAGUUCGAACCUCCGUGGUACCUGAUCAGAUCCAGUACUAUCUACAACUGGCACAACAACAGCAGCAGCAGCAGCAACAACAACAACAGGCCACCGCUCAGGCAGUUACCCAGGUACAAACCACGGCACAGAUACCGCAAGCAACACAAGCUGUCGGAGGGAUACAAAUUCCAGGUGCUCAGAUACUUCAGCAGCCAUUCCAGGUGGCCCAACAGGCUCAGGCUGCUGCACCUACUGCACAGUCUCAGGUUAUCACGAUUCAGCCUCCACAACAACAAGCACAACAACAAGCACAAGUCACUCAACAAAGUCAGGUUCAACAGAUACAACAGCCACAAACACAAGUGUUCCAACAGGUUAUCACACCCUCUGGUCAAGUAGAAAACGUACCAAUUCAGCUCACACCACAACAGUUACAAGCCAUACAAAUGCAGUUACAAGGUAAAACCAGUAACCAGCCAAUAAUAAUACAGACAUCUGCUGCCCAGCCUCAACAGCCAACACAGACAGUGGUGUCACAGUCGGAUCAAGUACAGUUUGCUAAUCAGGGAGUGUUUCAAGUCCAACAGUUACAAGGCUCAGGACAACAAGUUUUUAUACAACAAGAUACAGACCAGACGGAAACUUGAUCUUAACACGCCAUUUUUUAUAGACUUUUAUUGUAUAUAUUAUAUACUGUUACCUCAGUAAAGCAGUCAUCAAAUCAUCGUAAUAUUAUGUGGACUAUGUUCACAUGAUAGACUCUUAAACAUUGUACAACAUGUACAUAGACAAAACCAUUUGUAAAUAAUGUGGUUCUCAUCUUGAUUGUCAAGAUCCUUUUUUUAUGUGAGUUGUUUGAAUGGAUAAUUUAUAUGAUGUGAAAUUAUCAAAGAAAAAUUGUGUCCAAGACAAA